This is a messenger RNA of Suillus subaureus, 282 nucleotides long. RefSeq lists its product as uncharacterized. NCBI's taxonomy places the organism in Eukaryota, Fungi, Basidiomycota, Agaricomycetes, Boletales, Suillaceae. Gene Ontology annotation, biological process: spliceosomal snRNP assembly; mRNA splicing, via spliceosome; P-body assembly. Gene Ontology annotation, molecular function: U6 snRNA binding. Gene Ontology annotation, cellular component: spliceosomal tri-snRNP complex; P-body; U6 snRNP. The transcript has 3 exons. The annotation marks the transcript as partial. The record is from RefSeq and is a predicted model, not a curated record.
UUGCCUCUAUCACUACUGACGGCAGCCCAAAACAAACCUAUGCUUGUAGAGUUGAAAAAUGGCGAAACAUUCAACGGUCAUCUCGUCAAUUGCGAUAAUUUCAUGAACAUAACACUACGGGAGGUGUACCAAACGAGCGCAGACGGCGAUAGAUUCUGGAAGUUGAAGGAGUGUUAUAUUCGCGGCAGCACCAUAAAAUACCUGCGUGUACCAGACACAUUGUUAGAUACUGUAAAAGAGGAGCAAACCCGAGCACGAGAAGCUGGUCGAAAUGCGCGGGGA